UGAGCACCACUUCCUGUUGGCUGGUGACUAGAGGACGUUGGUGUCACAGAGGAGAGCGGCUCAGCAAGCGUCUUUAUUUCCCACUUAACUAAGAAAAGAAGCAACAACGACGAAAUGUUUGUCCGUGCCGUGAGACCCACCGUGAGCCUGGCGCGAAGCCUCUCCACCUCUUCGCAGAACAACGCCAAGGUGGCGGUGCUCGGCGCGUCGGGCGGCAUAGGCCAGCCGCUCUCCCUGCUCCUCAAGAACAGCCCCUUGGUGAGUCAACUGUCUCUGUACGAUAUCGCCCACACCCCCGGCGUGGCCGCUGACCUCAGCCACAUCGAGACCAGGGCCCAGGUGACCGGCCACAUGGGUCCGGGUGAGCUGGACGCUGCUCUGCAGGGCUGCGACGUGGUGGUCAUCCCGGCCGGCGUGCCCAGAAAACCCGGCAUGACCCGCGACGAUCUCUUCAACACCAACGCCACGAUCGUUGCCACCUUGGCCGACGCCUGCGCCCGCAACUGCCCCGAGGCGAUGAUCUGCGUCAUCGCCAACCCGGUCAAUUCCACCAUACCCAUCACGUCAGAGGUCAUGAAGAAGUAUGGCGUUUACAACCCCAACAAAGUUUUUGGUGUCACCACCCUGGACAUUGUCAGAGCGAACGCCUUCGUGGCCGAGCUCAAAGGUCUCGACCCGGCUCGCGUCAAUGUGCCGGUCAUUGGAGGUCAUGCCGGGAAGACCAUCAUUCCCCUGAUUUCCCAGUGCACACCGAAAGUGGAGUUCCCCGCUGACCAGUUGGCUGCCCUGACAGGCAGGAUCCAGGAGGCCGGCACCGAGGUGGUUAAGGCCAAGGCCGGCGCUGGAUCCGCUACCCUCUCCAUGGCCUACGCUGGGGCCCGGUUCACCUUCUCCGUCCUGGACGCCAUAAACGGAAAGGAGGGUGUGGUGGAAUGCGGGUAUGUCCGAUCAGAGGAGACGGAGUGCAAGUACUUCUCCACCCCUCUUCUCCUGGGGAAGAACGGCAUCGAGAAGAACCUGGGAUUGGGCAAGCUGACUGCUUUCGAGGAGAAGCUGGUGGCCGAUUGCAUUACCGAGCUGAAGUCUUCCAUCAAGAAGGGAGAGGAUUUCGUGGCUAAUAUGAAGUGAACGGGGAGGCGUUAAGUCGGUUGAGAAAGAAAAGCUUUUGUGAAUGGUAGUUUGUUUUGUCUCAACUUUAACAGCAUCUGUCAGGAUUUCCCCUUUUGUUUAACCAUUGGGGUCAUUUUGAUGAAGAAAUCCUGGUUUUAACCAAGGUCCUAAAGUAUCAUCCCCAAUAUGUUUUCAAACAUUGCUUUAUCUUGCACUAUAAUUACUGUACUGUGACUUAGAUAUAUUUUUUGCGAAUGUCAAAGUUGGACAGAAUUUCAUAUAUUUUCAUGUAAAGUCUGUAUUAACGGGAUUUCUCUGCUUAAUGACUGAGGAGGAAAUACUAUUACCAUGCCUGUUGAUGCUAUCAGAUGUUAAUGAUGAGCAAAAUAUUCACUCCACCAAUAAACAGUCUAGCUUUAAAUAAA
Messenger RNA from Gasterosteus aculeatus aculeatus (three-spined stickleback), 1535 nucleotides. It is a transcript of the gene mdh2, whose product is annotated as malate dehydrogenase 2, NAD (mitochondrial). Gene Ontology annotation, biological process: tricarboxylic acid cycle; malate metabolic process. Gene Ontology annotation, molecular function: L-malate dehydrogenase (NAD+) activity. NCBI's taxonomy places the organism in Eukaryota, Metazoa, Chordata, Actinopteri, Perciformes, Gasterosteidae. Gene Ontology annotation, cellular component: mitochondrion; cytoplasm. The record is from RefSeq and is a predicted model, not a curated record.